Messenger RNA from Salvelinus sp. IW2-2015, 1123 nucleotides. The record is from RefSeq and is a predicted model, not a curated record. Lineage: Eukaryota; Metazoa; Chordata; Actinopteri; Salmoniformes; Salmonidae.
GACGUACUUCCUGUUUUCACGAGAGCGUCGUACAGCAAACAUGGCGGCCUCCGGUGGAAGAACCGUGGGAUCUUUUCUCUGGAAAUGCGGAAAUUGCUGCUUCAAUUUUAACACAGUCUCGUCAAAUUUAACUCGCCAGGUGCUGUCCAGACAGCUAUGUGUGAGCGCUGUGCUCCACAGGAAGAACCUGGCUGCAGCGGGCCCAGAGAAGUUCUCGGAGGAGUUCAUCAAGAAGCAGGUGGAGGAGUUCAACAUCGGGAAGAGACAUCUAGCCAACAUGAUGGGAGAGGACCCCGAGACCUUCAACUCAGGGGAACAUUUGAUGAAGAAAGACUUGAUGAUCAAAAUCUUCAUAUUUCUUCCAGCAUCGGAUGAGGUGUUUCCAAAACAGAGAGCUGUCCAAUGGGGCGCAGAUGGACGGCCAUUCCACUUUCUGUUCUACACAGGAAAGCAGUCCUACUACACUCUAAUGCACGACACCUUCACUAAAGCCCUGGCAGUAGAGAAGCACCAGGACCGUCUGAGAGGAAAGGGUCUCUUCACCCAGGAUACCAAGCAGAUUUCUCUGGUGGGUAGUCGGUGGUUGCUGAAAGAAGAGCUGGAGGAGUUGUUGGUGGAGACCAUCUCAGAACACGAUUAUGCACGGUUCAUCCAGCUGAUGGAGAGGUUGCUGUCUCUGCCCUACUGCUCUGUGGAGGAGGACUUUGUCCAGCGCUACCGCAGACAGCUAGAGAUCCAGUCCUCCAAGCAGCAGGUCCAGCCCCUACAGUACGACCAGCACGGAGUGGCUUACAGCACUGGAGAUGGCAGGAGGAAGACCGCUACAGGUAUCCUACUGAGAGACAGCGGCUCAGGAUCCAUCAGCAUCAACGGGACAAACUAUGUCAACUACUUCCCUGUCCUGCAAGACCGGGAGCAGUUGAUGUUCCCCCUCCACUUCAUGGGGGUGCUGGGGAGGUUUGACAUGCAGUGCAGUGUGAGUGGCGGGGGCCAUUCCAGCCAGGCGGGGGCGCUACGCCUUGCCAUCUCCCGCGCCAUGCUCAGCUUCCUGUCUGAGGGACAGGUGGAGACCAUGAGACAAGGUUGGUAGUGGUACUACAAACACAUUCACACAACUAACGAC